Molecule: messenger RNA, 297 nt
Organism: Knipowitschia caucasica
Lineage: Eukaryota; Metazoa; Chordata; Actinopteri; Gobiiformes; Gobiidae
Source: the annotation of a GenBank genome assembly
AUGUUUGGGCUCCAUCGCGGAGCACGGAGCGCGCUAUACCUGGUCACACCGAGCUUUCUCCGGACACCUGCUUCAAGCCCGCGGUCCCUGUACUCUCUGUGCGCCUUGUUCUCCCGGGUGGCCUGUAGGACUUCGGAGUGGACGGAUGAGGAGCGCAGACCAGAGCGGUAUCCCUUUAUCUCAAACAGACGGUGUUUGCCUCUCACCCCCUACUCCCCUCACUUUAUCUCUCUCCUCUCCUCCCCGAGCCUCCUCAGACGUACCCCUCCCUCCUCCACACACCGGACUAAAGACUGA